Pectinophora gossypiella (pink bollworm) is the source of this 500-nucleotide messenger RNA. RefSeq names its product fatty acid-binding protein 2-like. Gene Ontology annotation, molecular function: fatty acid binding. Gene Ontology annotation, cellular component: nucleus; cytosol. NCBI's taxonomy places the organism in Eukaryota, Metazoa, Arthropoda, Insecta, Lepidoptera, Gelechiidae. Bases 56 to 463 code for a protein of 135 amino acids. The record is from RefSeq and is a predicted model, not a curated record. The transcript has 4 exons. Gene Ontology annotation, biological process: fatty acid transport.
UUGUGGAACCACUCAGUUUGCUGUUCGAGGACCAGUGAAAAGCAUCACAAGAAACAUGUCAUAUUUGGGCAAGGAAUACUAUUUGGAGAGCCAGGAGAACUUCGAGGCUUUCCUCGAUACUUUCGGACCUGAUGCCCCGGAAGCCUUCAAGAAGGCGAUGCUAAACCAGAAGGCAUUCUUGAAGCUGGUGAAGAACGGUGACUCAUACACUCUGUUCACCAACUCAGUAGACAACACCACCAAAGAACUCACCUUCAAGAGCGGCGUCGAGUUCGAUGAGCAACUGAGGGGAAACGCUUGCAAGACCACCAUCACCGUAGAUGGUAACGUGGUCACGCAGGUCCAGAAGUUCGACAACGGUGUGGUCAUAACCAUCAAGAGGGAGUUCACCGACAACCAGCUGGUUGCGACCAUCACCAUGAGCCAAUGGGACGGCGUUGCGAAGAGAAUCUACAAGGCUUAAUUUUUAGGUUUAAUAUUUAAUUUAUUUUUAAUAAAAU